AUGAAUAAAAAUGAGGAUACGUCAAUUAUAUCGGAUACAACAACAUUAUAUUCAACAACAACAAUAAUGGAAUCAAUAACAACAAGUUCAUCAUUACAAUCAUUCAUCAACCAUAAUCACACAUUAUUCAAUGAACAUAAUUUUAAAUAUAAUAAUUAUUUCAAUAUUGAUUAA
Heterostelium album PN500 is the source of this 174-nucleotide messenger RNA. RefSeq lists its product as uncharacterized. The transcript is spliced from 2 exons. Bases 1 to 174 code for a protein of 57 amino acids. The record is from RefSeq and is a predicted model, not a curated record. Lineage: Eukaryota; Evosea; Eumycetozoa; Acytosteliales; Acytosteliaceae.